This is a messenger RNA of Rangifer tarandus platyrhynchus (Svalbard reindeer), 339 nucleotides long. The record is from the annotation of a GenBank genome assembly. Lineage: Eukaryota; Metazoa; Chordata; Mammalia; Artiodactyla; Cervidae.
AUGCCCAGUUUCAGUUUUUCCCUUGAAAGCAGCAGCUCCAUAAGGGACCCUGGCAGACACAGCCACCAUGCCUCAGAGCCCUGUCGAAGUCCUGGGGCCUUGGGCUCUGGCUCGGCUGCAGCCUUCCCCCAUGUGUGUGAGUGCCUGGGCAUGGUGCUGCCCCAGGGCUCUCAGCAUCUCACCUGCAGAACCCCAGCUCCAGGACUCAUCAAGAGGAGCCACCUGGUGCCACUCUCACUUCUCCCACGUGUGGACAGAUUUGGGGAGUUUUCCUUUGUCGUCCGUGAUUCAUAUUUCCAGACCUACUGGUGGUUAUACAAGCAGCAGCCGGAAGUCUGA